Molecule: messenger RNA, 2870 nt
Organism: Closterium sp. NIES-67
Lineage: Eukaryota; Viridiplantae; Streptophyta; Zygnematophyceae; Desmidiales; Closteriaceae
Source: the annotation of a GenBank genome assembly
AAGCCGCGUAAGAACGGCCGCUCGCUACUGUAGCACAUACCAAAUUGUAUUCUGCUCAUUCGCCUGCGCGAGGCAAGCGUGACUAGCAGGGAGUGCAGGAGGGUCACGACAGCCAGUGGCUGAACUUCUCAUUCUCGCCCUCAAGCCACUUUUGAGGCGCCUCCGAGGCGAAAAUAGACUAAUUCUCGCCCUCGAUUCCUCCCGCGAGCAACCCGUCACGCUUCCGUCUCGCCUCUACCAUCGCUCCUCCUCUCCCUGCUCCACUUAAUCCCCCACGCCUUCUGCCCUCGCACCCUCCGUCGCGUCCGCGUCACGAGCGCAGAACGUUCAUAGUACCGCCGCGUGGCCAUUGUCUCGACUCAAACAGACAGGCCCGUCUGCGUGGGAAGCGUUAGCGAUGUCAGCCUGCGACCAGCUGCUAGCCGCAGCAGUAAUGCUUGGGUAUCAAAGCCUGUGAUGAGAGUUACAGCCUGGGUUACAGUUCGGGUUACAGCUCAGGUUACAGCUCGGGUUACAGCUGGGGUUACAGUACGGGUGACAGCUCGGGGUGAGAGCCAUGGCGGUUCUCCCCUCCUGUCUGCUCUCCUCCGCGGCCCUUCCCCCUCGCCUGCUGCCCAGUAUCACCGAGAUUCAGGAGUCCUGUUUCGCGCUCGUCUAUAACGCGUACGGCCUCCGCCUCGACCAAUUCCACGUCGACAAUCUCACGCUCGUCUCCUGCUGGGUCCCCGCAUCUCGCGGCGACAAACCCGCCGCAUCUGGCGCCGCGAAUCCCGCCGCGAAUCUCGCCGCGAAUCCCGCCGCAGUUCCCGCUAAACCGCCUCUACUGCUCCUGCACGGGUUCGGCGCGUCGUCGCUAAACCACUGGAUCAAUCAGCUCCCCGCGUUUUCCCGCCAUUUCGACCUCUAUAUUCCCGACCUCCUGUUCUUCCGCGGCUCGUUCUCCCGCAGCUCGCGGCGCGACGAGCGCUUCCAGGCGGAGGCGAUGAUGGCGCUGAUGGACCAGCUGCGCGUCGAACGGUGCGCGGUAGUGGGCGUGAGUUACGGCGGGAUUAUCGCUCACAAAAUGGCCACACUGUGUCCCGCACGAGUGACCAAGCUUGUCCUGGGUGGAGCGGGGCUCAUGCUAACCAAAGGGGAGGUGCAGGGGGUGCUGCGGCAGUGGCAUGCGGACACACCCACGGACCUCUUCCUGCCUGCCGAGCCUCGUGGCUUGCUCCGGCUGAUCAGGCUUGGCAACAACGAGGCGCCGUACCUCCCAGACUGGCUGCUGCAGGACGCCCUAGAGGUGCUGUUUGAGAACCGGGCGGAGAAGGCAGGGCUGCUGGAGGAAUCGCUGAAAGCAGCCGAGGCGAAUGCAGAGGACCCGGGGAGCAUUGCUGUGCCACACAUGGGAACCCUACUUGUGUGGGGCGGCAGCGACCAGCUCUUCCCUCUCGCCAUCGCGCAUCGCAUGCAGCAGCACUUUGGCUCGAGCUGUCGCCUGGAGGUGAUUGAGAAGGGUGCACAUGCCAUUCAGUGCCAUUCAUGCAUUCAUGUGGCCACGUGACGCACUGACACGCAGAGGUUGUGUGCUUGGCUGUGCAUGUGAUUCUCUCGGAUUAAAUGAGAGAAAAAGGGUUUUUUUAUUACACGUCUUCCCUGCUCCAGCUUCCUCCAGUCCAUUGGCGCACCCUCCUGCAAUCUCCCAUGUUGACCCCGUCCUAUCUCAACCCCGUCCCAUGCCCAUGUCCUUCCAUGUCCUCCCAUGUCCUCCCAUGUCCUCCCAUGUCCUCUCCCAACCCCGCCCCAUGCCCUGCUCCAAAGGUACACCAAGCCGCACGGUUCAACAGCGCGGUUCUCUCCUUCCUCUCCAAGGCUGGAUCAGAUUAGAUCGCCAGCAAGCCUGCAGCCCACCUCUCUUCUCUCAAGGCUCAACACCAUCCUCCUCCCCUCUCUCUCCAGAAAUGAUUCAGAUUUAUUCAUCCGCAGCCCACAUGUUCCUAAUUAAGGGCACAACGGUACCGUUUGAAAUGCCGCUUUUGUAGAUUAAUCCGCCCCAAGCCAAGUCAACCCACAUCCAAAUAAAUACGCCCAUCCCUACCUAACCCUAACCCCACCCCGAUAAUAAGUCUUCCCCAACCUAACUCUACCGAGCUCAGAUUACACUGUUUUCCCCAGCAGCAGCAGCAGCGGCAGCAUAACUAGCAGCAGCAGCGGCAGCACAACUAGCAGCAGUAGCGGCAGCACCAACAGCACCGCCAACAGCAGCACGGGGGGCAGAAAGGCUUGGAGGAGCUCCACACCACAAUGUGGUAUGCAGCAGUAGGGUGGUGGUUGCAUACAGGUUUGCAAACAGUACUGUGAAUGUGUAGAAGCAGCUUCCACACCUGCUCACACGUGCUCACGUGCGGUCUUUUGCAGGUCACUGUGGACACUGGCGGUUGAGCACCUAAUUUUCUUCCCCUCCGCUCCACUCCUUCCCUACUCCCCAAGUUGAUCUGCUGAUCUGCGAUUUUGUGUGCUACAUGGCCAUGAGUCAUGACCAGGGUCACAGAUAUCAUACGAAAUCGGUCUGAUGGUCUGAAAAUCAGACCUGUUUUUUUCCAUGCAUAUUAUUUUUUGACAGGCUAAAUUAAUUCGUCUUAUCGACCAGAUAAGCCAUAAGACUUCGUCUGAAAGUUCAGAGCAGGGCCUCCACACCCCUAGAAUGUCUAGUUUUUCUGGCUAAGUGCCCUACACAAGAGAUAUUCCUCCACACACCCCUCACAACAACAAAUUUGGGGACCCUCGGUCUGGCUUGUUUUGUUAAAUUAUAUCUUUGAUAUAUAAUUGGUAGGCUUGGUAGGUGUUACUGAAACCUACUGUAGAGGGUACAACCCCGCUCCUUGUAG